Molecule: messenger RNA, 2484 nt
Organism: Mesocestoides corti
Lineage: Eukaryota; Metazoa; Platyhelminthes; Cestoda; Cyclophyllidea; Mesocestoididae
Source: the annotation of a GenBank genome assembly
AUGCUCCCCAAUGCAGUGGCUUUUACACCAUAUGGAGAAGUAAUAGGCCAGGCUGCUCUUGAUCAGGCCUCCACAAACGCCAGAAACACAAUUGAGAACGUCACAGAACUUUUGGGCAAAACUUGGAAUGACGUUAGUUGCCUUCCAGGUGCAGGAAAGUGGCCCUUCAAGGUGGUUGCCGACGCGGAUGCCGAAGGUCUCCUAAUCGAAGUCUGCCUGGAGCUUCAGGUCGUACGCAAGUCCGUCCGAUCCCUUCAGACGUACACCUUGAGGAGGCUGAGAGAACUGGCAGAACGCCAAUCCAAUGGUCAAAUAAAGGCUGCUGUUUUAGUGCUGCCAACAGACUUUACUGAAAAUCAGAGACAGAUAGUACAGGCAGCAUCGAUUGAUGCCGGUUUUCAAAAAGUAAUUCAACUUGAGUUUCCGUUGGCUGUGGUAAGAACGUAUUGUUUUGAAUACUGCAAGGGUGCACAAAAUGCUGAUUUGGUUGUCUUGUUUAAAGAAGUGAACCUGGAUGACACAUACGAACACUGGGUGCGAGUCACAGGGCAGGAAUACAAAGACGUUAGGACAAGGCGGAUACCGCAACUCUCGAAUAGACGAGAAAGCAUCAGUGACUUCGAUGUGUGGAUUGCAUCCACAUUAAACGCGAAAAGUAGUCCCGAUUUAUUGAUUGAGUGUUCUCAAGCAAGAUUGGCUCUGGGUGGCGGUGCUACCUCCUUUGAACUGAAGAGAGCAGCCGAAAAAAUAAUCACACGCGACUCACUCACCAAAGCCUUGCUAGAAAGCUCAGCAAAACAUUUUGAAGAUGAAAAUACGGAGGGAAAGUGGGACGUUCUUCUUGUUGGGGGACUCAUUGCGUGGACCACCGGUGGUGCGUUUCAGGUUUAUGAAGGUAGAAAGUUCUGUGUCAACAUGUUUUCUGCUUCUGUCGUGGGAGCCGCUCUGUUUGGAGCUCAGCAACUGAAGGAAGGCCUUUCUGACGAUGUGGCUAAGACGAAAAAUGACAGCGACAAAGCGAUUUCAGUGACGCCCGAACCUGAGCCACCAGGACCAUCAACACCGUUGAUUCAACCGAAUACCGAAGAACCGACUCCACACACGGAUGUUCCAGAGAGUCAUCUCAGAUCAAACAUUUACAAUUGCUGUAACAAUUGUCAUUGCAACCUCAAUCUCAUGGAGUGGUUCGGGUCCCUUAAAAUGGUAACCACGGAAACAGGGUGCUUUACAAUUCCCGAUGUGGUCGCUUUUACACCUCGCGGGAAGCUGGUCGGACAAAGGGCCCUCGAAGAGGCUGCUGAAAAUCCCAAAAACGCCAUUCAAGACACCACUAGUCUCCUGGGCAAAACCUUGGACGAGAUCAAGUCCCAAGACAAUGGGGAGAAAAUGCCCUUUACAAUGACUGCGAACGAGAGGAAGAAUACAGUCAUGCUUGAAGUGGCAUUGAAUAAUGAGGUUGUGCGCAAACCGGUCGAGGAGGUGUGCGCCUAUCUUCUGAGGGAAUUGCGAACACGCGCAGAAGAGCAAACUACUGGAGCGGUUAAUGAGGCCGUCAUCGUUAUUCCAGCAAACUUUAACGAUAAACAGCAAAGUAGUUUGCGCUGGGCGGCCUCAUUAGCCGGCUUUAAGAAAGUUGCGUUGAUCAAGGAACCCGAGGCGGUUGUUCGCGAUUUUUGCCAGGAAUUCUUCAAACCCCGGCAAAAGUUUGAUGUCAUCUUUCUUGUAAGAAAUGUCAGUGUGCAUAGUCUUGAGGAGUGUAAAAUACUUGCAUGUAAUUGGGAAUACGUCGUCAAGGAGCACUUGUCUACAAAGCUGCUCUCUGACAGUCGCGAGGGUGCCAAUGAACUGGACAAAUGCCUCACGUCAGUCUUGGAGGAGAAGUACUACAUCCAAUGCACACCGGAACUCAUCAAGGCCUUCACGUCGGCGCGGCUUGCUCUUGAAAGUGGCGCGUCAUCCGUCGAGAUUAACACUGACACCUGUAGGAUGGAUCUUACUAGAGAGCAGAUAAUGAAACUGCUUGCAGAGAACGCCUCCAAGUACUUCGAACCCUCUUCAAAAGCCAACGUUCUUCUUGUUGGUGGCACGUUUGCUCACCCCAGUCCAGGCGUGACGUUUGAACCCUACAGCGACCUUCGAGAUGUCUACGUGGUUGAUUUUGCCAAAGCCGGUCUUCGUGGGGCCACCCGUGAUGCAAAAGGGCUGCUUGGCGCUCCCGUGGGACCGCAGACAACCAAAGAAGCGAAGCUGCGCACCAUCAACACGCAGACAAUCGAGUCCAAAAAGCACAUUGUGACGACGGACCAUGUUCCAAAAAGCAAAGAAAAAUCCAGGAAAUCGCGCUCCUGGGCAUGCUGCUGCGGCCCUAAUUUUGGAACAAAAUUCAAACAGUAUGACCGAAUCUGCCAACAGGAGUUAUACUGCACGAACCUCAUCCGUGGUUGCAGUUCUAUCGCAACCCCUGGAGUGAAAGAAAAAGCUUAG